This is a messenger RNA of Hyalella azteca, 3804 nucleotides long. RefSeq names its product lysyl oxidase homolog 2 (gene Loxl2). NCBI's taxonomy places the organism in Eukaryota, Metazoa, Arthropoda, Malacostraca, Amphipoda, Hyalellidae. The record is from RefSeq and is a predicted model, not a curated record. Bases 242 to 1939 code for a protein of 565 amino acids. Gene Ontology annotation, cellular component: membrane. The transcript has 9 exons. Gene Ontology annotation, molecular function: copper ion binding; protein-lysine 6-oxidase activity. Gene Ontology annotation, biological process: peptidyl-lysine oxidation.
AAAGAGUUUAAUUUGAAUAUUUUUACUCUGCCAUCCCUUCCCUAUUAAUCGUAAUGAAGUUGAAGUGGUCACUAUAACAUGCUUGUGUCAUUAAAAUGAAAUUAAGUUCUCUUGAAUGAUAGUGCGAUAACUUUAUAUCGUAGUUCACUCGACAAUUUUGAGAUUCUUCAAAGGAAUUACCGUCACGCCUGAAAAAAGAGUCUAAGUGCACAGAAAUAUAAUCAACAUAUUGAAAGAUAAAAUGCUACCUAAAAAAUUAUUAGUGUACGUAAUUAUAGCGAUGCUCGUCGUAUCGCUCGUCGCCGACGAAGCCAGCGCCGUCAAGAGACGUAGACGACGAAGAAGACGUAACAGGCCAGAAGAUAUUAACGCAGUACGUCGCGGAGCUCGUAGGAAUGGGCGACGUUUACGUCAUGCGACGUCGCGAAGAGAAGAGUUUGUUAAAAGACGGCUGAGAAAAUUCAGAAAUCGAGACGGUGACUACGAAGGCAAGACGAGGCUUGUUGACGGCAGGGCUGAGUUUGAAGGUAACGUGGAGAUCUACCAUGACGGGAAGUGGGGCAAUGUUUGCGACGAUGAGUGGGAUCUGCGCGAGGGCGAGAUUGUGUGUAAAGGCCUCGGCUUCCCCGACGUGAACCAAGUCACCUACAACGGCUUCUACGGACACAUCAGACAUCAGUACUGGUUGGACAACCUCUUUUGUUUCGGUAACGAGAAGAACAUUUCCUCCUGCAAACACGACGGUUGGGGCAAGCACGACUGUCAACCAGACGAGGCGGCUGGUGUGGUGUGCAUGACUCAUUUUUCAACCACAACCGAGCCUCCCACCACCACAGCAGCCGUGCCUCUCAUACCAAUACGGGAUGAACCCGCCAACGUUAAAAGAUCGAGGCUGCAGGACACACUUGGUGGAGACUCCAUGGAGUUAAGUGUGGCUGGAGGACGGGUGCCGGAGGAGGGCCGUGUGGAGAUCUUCAUGCCAGGCUCCAACUCCAGUGGACUGAUCUGUGGAGACGGCUGGAGUCUGCUGGAGGCUGCGGUGGUCUGCAGGCAGCUGGGCUACGGAUACGCUCAGUCUGCGCCCUCUACAGGUUUCUUUGGCGGGAACAUGACACAAAUCGUCCUCUCUGGGGUGAAGUGUCGGGGCAACGAGGAACGUCUCGAUGAAUGUCUUCACGCCGUCCCACAGGAGCCGGGACUCGUCAAGUGCUUGGGACCUCCGGGCGACCUCAACAUUGCCGGGGUCACGUGUGUUCAAAAAAUGGCGGAUCUGGUGCCCGACACACACGAACUUAUGCGCUCCGUACACUUGGAGGACAAACAACUUUUUUUCCUGCAAUGCGCAAUGGAGGAAAACUGUCUUGCAUCAACUGCUUAUGAAAAAGAGCAGAAGAUGGGGUACGGAUGGCACCUGGAGACGCGGCGUCUGCUGCGCUUCACCGCCCGCAUCGCCAAUCAGGGCGACGACGCUUUUCUGCCUUUCCUGCCCAAGCAUUACUGGGAAUGGCAUCACUGCCAUAUGCAUUACCACAGCAUGGAAGUGUUCGCUCACUACGACAUCAUGGAUGCCAAAGGCAAGAAGGUUGCUGAGGGCCACAAAGCUUCUUUUUGUCUCGAGGACAACAACUGUCUGCCAGGGAUUGAACCUUAUUAUAAAUGCGCUAACUUCGGCGACCAAGGCAUCAGUCCGGGCUGCACCGACACCUACGCCUACAACAUCGACUGCCAGUGGGUGGACAUAACCGACCUCGAGCCCGGCGACUACACCUUCAAGCUGUCGGUGAAUCCAGACAUGAAGGUCGGUGAGCAGAGCUUCGAUAACAACGUGGCGGUGUGUCGUCUACAAUACACGACUACCUCAGCCUGGCUGGGCAACUGCUCUCUGCAUGCACCCCAUAACCUACCCCCGUAUCCCGAUGUAGCCGUCAACCUGAUCUAGGGAGGUCAACUUGAUCUAGGGAGGUCAACUUGAUCUAGGGAGGUCAACUUGAUCUAGGGUGGUCAACUUGAUCUAGGGAGGUCAACUUGAUCUAGGGAGGUCAACUUGAUCUAGGGAGGUCAACUUGAUCUAGGGAGGUCAACUUGAUCUAGGAAGGUCAACUUGAGCUAGGGAGGUCAGCUUGAUCUUGCAAGGCAAACCAGAUAUAAUAAGGUCAUCCAGGUAAAAUGAGGUCAACCAGGUAUAAAUAGGUCAACUAUAAAUAAAGAGGUCAACUAGAUAUAUUAGUGUCAACCCGAUAUAAUCGGGUCAAACCGAUAAAAAGAGGUUAACCAGAUAUAAAGAGAUAUAUACAAGAUUUAAUGAGAUCAAUAAGAUAUACUGUAGCGAGUUCAAACAGUUAUGAAAAGGUCAAUCAAAUCUGAGUGUACCAGAUAUAGUAGGUUCCACCAUACCAAUGAGUCAUACAGAUUAUACAAAUCAACCGAAUCUAAUCGAGUCUAUUAGAUCUAACUCAAUCAUCAAGGCCUAAUCAGGUCGGAUUUAUCAACUGUAAAGGUAGACAACAAUAUAGACAAUAAGUGAACAAUAUUUUAUAUUUUGGCUGUCUUUAUGUAAUGCAUGAUAUGUUAAAUUUUAUGCAUGUGAAAUUUAUCUAACACAUACUUUCAAAUGUUCUAUAUAAAUUAUUUACUGUCAGCAAUCACUGAAAGAAGGUUCAUUAUCACUCGAAAAAACUAAUCUGAAAUGUUAGGGUAUUAAUCUCAAGGUCUCUCUUGAGGUCUUCUCAAUCAGGAACUCGAUCAUUCGUAGGAGAAAUCGUAAUCGAUUCAGAAAUAACAUAAUGUCAAAUUUAGAAUAAUUUUUCAUCACUCACAAAUACAUUAUAUACGUUUUGAGAGAUAAAUAACCUGAAUACAGGCACAACUCAUUGUCAAGAAGGCAAAAACCUGUAGAAGCACACUCAUAAUCGUCAUUUUAAAAAAGUUACUGAUAGAAAUAUUUUUUAUGAGUAAUCAGCUCAUUUUCUUUCAUUUUAUUUCUAGAGUGACUUUCUUAAAUGAGCGAAUUUAUAGGGCUCCUGUCUCCGCAAUAAAUAAUAAUUUUAUGAUUUAGUUACAAUAUUUUAUUUUCAUUGAUUAACGGCAAAACAAUUUUACAGCAAAUUCUAGCUCACUCAUCGAUGCAAAAGUGUGGGAAAUUAAAGCACACAGUGAAAUUAAUAAUGGCUGGUGUAUAGAUAAGUCCAGUGUAUAUAUAUUUUAUGUAUAUAUUAUUCAAGGAAAGAUAUCUAAUUUAUCUUGUAGGCGUAUGAUUUUUAUCCAUGUACAGCUCGCCUUUGAGUUUGAUGCCCUCGAAUACGCCGAUGCAUGCAACUUAAAUGCAGAAUGCAAGCUAACAUUUUAUCCGUGCAAUUCGACCGAAAAUUGAAUUUGAAAAUAACCCAGGCAUUUUUUUCGAUCGUUUAUUCUACUCUUGUGGUUUGUUUAUUCUUCAUUUUUUGUCUUAGACUCUGGAGGUGCUAAGCAUCUAAAGCUAUUCUUAAAUUACCGUCUAAUUUUCAUACAUAAAGCUAGACUUUAAAACUUUCGGAGAAAGUAAAAAGUAUACAUUCUAUACAAAAAAUUGUGGAGUUUUAACGAAUAAAACAGCGGUCAUGGACAAUCAAAUAGAAUUAGUUGCCAACAAGACAGUUGUCUAUCAAAUAGUAUUUUUUGCCGACGAAACGCUUGUCAACUAUUAGAAUUAUCGCUAACUAUACAGUCGAAUUCGUCAGAAAAACGUAAAUCGACCUAUUGGCUCCUACGAUAGACAAUAUUCGCCAACAAAACAUACCCAUAGGCAAACAAGACAUCACAAGCAUA